AUGGUGGGGAUCGACUUAUUCCAGCUUCGGGGAAAGAACUAUCUGAUAUGUGUGGACUAUCGCUCUCGGUACCCCGAGAUUGCACUCCUUGCUUCCACCUGCGCAGACGCCGUCAUUAACCACCUCAAAAGCAUUUUCGCUCGUCAUGGCAUCCCUGUGACAGUGGUAUCCGACAACGGCCCGCAGUUCUCGAGCUCGGCAUUCGCAGAAUUCGCUAAAGCAUACGGCUUCAACCACACCACGAGCAGUCCUCUUCAUCCGCAGGCCAACGGGGAAGCGGAACGCGCCGUUCAAACAGUGAAACAUCUGCUCGAGAAAGCAGACGAUCCGUACCUCGCCCUACUGGCCUACAGAGACACGCCGGGGCCGACAGGCUUCAGCCCGGCUAAAUUGCUCAUGGGACGCCAGCUACGCUCUCGAGUUCCUGCAUUUCCUGCCCUCCUCGUUCCCGGAAACGUCGACAACAAACAAGUGACGAAAAGGGACCUCGAAGCAAAACAACGCCAGAGGCGAAACUUCAACCGUCGUCAUGCGGCUAAGGACCUACCAGCUCUCUCUCCAAACACCCGUGUCUGGGUGCGAGACCUCAAAUGCGAGGGGGAGAUAACUCAACAAGCAGACACUCCCCGCUCCUACUGGGUCCAAACAGAGCGCGGACACGUGCGUCGCAACAGAAAGAUGCUCGUCCCAUUGCCGGCCUCACAGAAGAAAGCGCAACCGCUUCCCUCCUCAUUAUUCUCCGACACUGACGACGAAGAUUUCGAACCGUCGACAGACGCGGGACCGCUAGCUGCCCUCUACAAUGGAGCUUCGUCCCAGCGAGGUGACCCGCUGCGAACCGACAGCAAUAAUUCACUGCCCAAGCCAGUCAACGAUGCUGCAGCAUAG
Rhipicephalus sanguineus (brown dog tick) is the source of this 888-nucleotide messenger RNA. RefSeq lists its product as uncharacterized. NCBI's taxonomy places the organism in Eukaryota, Metazoa, Arthropoda, Arachnida, Ixodida, Ixodidae. The coding region runs from base 1 to 888 and encodes 295 amino acids. Gene Ontology annotation, biological process: DNA integration. The record is from RefSeq and is a predicted model, not a curated record. The transcript has a single exon. Gene Ontology annotation, molecular function: nucleic acid binding.